Pelodiscus sinensis (Chinese soft-shelled turtle) is the source of this 2486-nucleotide messenger RNA. The record is from RefSeq and is a predicted model, not a curated record. Lineage: Eukaryota; Metazoa; Chordata; Testudines; Trionychidae.
UAAGAGUGAAAUGCCAUGUUUGUGUUUCAGUUUCUUCAGCAGUAUCAUCACUACCAGUCCAAUGUGGAGAUUUUCAAACUCCAGCCAGAUAAGCCCAGUAAGGAACUGGCUGAAUUGGUGAUGUUCCUGGCACAGGUUGGGCAGUGCUAUCCAGAACAUCUUGUUGAUUUUCCACAGCAGCUGAAAGAUUUGCUUUCUUACAACCACACAGUUUUGGAUGCCGAUCUUCGAAUGACGUUUUGCAAAGCUCUGAUCUUACUGAGAAACAAGAAUCUAAUAAAUCCUACAAGUUUGCUGGAACUCUUCUUUGAACUCCUCCGCUGCCAUGAUAAACUUCUACGAAAAACGUUAUAUACUCACAUUGUGACGGACAUCAAGAAUAUAAAUGCUAAGCACAAGAACAAUAAAGUGAAUACAAUGCUGCAGAACUUCAUGUAUACUAUGUUAAGAGACAGCAAUCCUACCGCAGCCAAGAUAUCUCUGGAUGUGAUGAUUGAACUGUAUAGAAGGAACAUUUGGAAUGAUGCUAAAACAGUCAAUGUUAUCACAACGGCCUGCUUUUCCAAAGUCACAAAGAUACUAGUUGCUGGCUUGAAAUUCUUCCUUGGGAAAGAUGAAGAUGAGAAGAGAGAGAGUGACUCAGAAUCUGAGGAUGAGGGGCCCACGGCCAAAGACCUCAAGUUGAGAUACGCCACAGGAAAGAAAACCACCAAACACAAGAAGAAGCUGGAGAAAGCGAUGAAGGUUUUGAAGAAACAUAAGAAGAAGAAAAAGCCGGAGGUGUUUAACUUCUCCGCUAUUCACCUGAUCCACGAUCCCCAAGACUUUGCAGAGAAGCUCCUCAAGCAGCUCGAGACCUCCAAGGAACGCUUCGAAGUGAAGAUGAUGCUCAUGGACCUGAUCUCCAGACUAGUUGGGAUACACGAGCUUUUUCUCUUCAACUUCUAUCCCUUUGUGCAACGGUUCAUGCAGCCGCAUCAGCGAGAAGUCACCAAGAUCCUUCUUUUUGCGGCGCAAGCGUCUCAUCAUCUGGUGCCACCAGAGAUCAUCCAGUCAGUAUUAAUGACCGUAGCCAACAACUUUGUCACUGACAAGAAUUCCGGGGAAGUUAUGACUGUAGGAAUUAAUGCGAUAAAAGAGAUAACUGCAAGAUGUCCUCUGGCUAUGACUGAAGACCUGCUCCAAGACCUCGCCCAGUACAGAUCUCAUAAAGAUAAAAAUGUAAUGAUGUCUGCAAGAACUCUGAUACAUCUUUUCCGAUCGCUGAACCCGCAGAUGUUACAAAAAAAAUUCAGGGGUAAACCUACUGAAGCCUCAGUAGAAGCCAGAAUCCAUGAAUAUGGAGAACUAGAUGCCAAAGAUUAUAUUCCAGGAGCGGAAGUACUGGAAGUUGAGAAUAAGGAAGCAGAAGAAGGAAAACUUGAGGAAGAUGGAUGGCAGAGUGCCAGUCUGAGCGAGGAGGACGACGAUGAAGAUGGGGAAUGGAUAGAUGUGCACCAUUCUUCAGAUGAGGAGCAGCAGGAAGUAGCAGAGAAGAUCAAAAACAUGCCCAUAGAGGAACAGAAAGCCAAAGCAGCAGCUGUUAGCACGAGCCGGGUUCUAACUCAAGAAGACUUCAAGAAAAUACGCCUGGCCCAGAUAGCGAAAGAACUCAACUCUGCACCUGGCAAAGCUGCCAAGAGAAAGAACAUUGAAAUGGACAGCAAUGAGGAGCACAGGGGAGAGUUGCUUUCGCUCAGAGAUAUUGAGCAUCUACAUAAGAAGCCUAAAUCAGAUAAAGAAACAAGACUGGCCACAGCCAUGGCUGGAAAGACAGACAGAAAAGAAUUUGUGAGAAGGAAAACAAAAAUGAAUCCAUUCGCCAGCUCCACGAACAAAGAAAAGAAAAAGCAGAAGAACUUUAUGAUGAUGAGAUACAGUCACAAUGUCCGGACAAAAAAUAAACGUUCCUUCAGAGAAAAACAGCUGGCAUUACGAGAUGCACUUUUGAAAAAGAGAAAAAGGCUGGUGAAAUAAUGUUAAAACAACAAAGGAGUGGACUACUUAAUACUUUCCUGUGGAUGCAGUAAUAGUCCUGGAAACAAUUUUUAUAUUGGAAAGUACAGAAUCACUGUACUGAAGAACAGAAUGUCCAUUGCAUAUAACUCUGAAUAGAACUGAUGGACUAUAAUGCUGCAGCACCAAAUGACUCUCAUUUGUACUUGUUGGAGACAAGAGACUUCAAUACACCAGAAGAUCUUGAAUUAUAGAAGCACCCCACGAGGGGAGGGCUAACUAUAACUUACUUUACUGAAUAUAACUUAUUUCGAGUUAAUUGCUAUUUACAGGGUCAUAACCAAUCUGAAUUGCAUUGUUAAAUGUUUUACUUGAAUCAUUCAGGUACUAGGUAAGUAAUUGGACAAAAAAUGUAAAAUCCAUGAACAAUAACUUGUACAUCGAUUAAAACCUAUGUGCCUUUCAUAAGCAUAUAAGGACUUCUCUUCUAA